AUGCAACUCACGACGAUAGUCUCCGCCCUGGUCCUGCCCGUCCUGGCUCUUGCCGACGGCGCUGCUGUCCUGUCCACCACCACCAUGACCUCGUCCAUGGUCCUGACCAAGACGGUCACCCUGCAGCGUGUUGUUGCCACCACCACCAUGUAUCCCCUGAACUCGACCACCAGCUAUAUGCCCACCGGCACUGGCUCCAAGACGACCUUUGUCGUUCCUACCACCUCGGCCGGCAACACUGCGGCGCCCUCUGUGGUUCCUCCCAUCAACAAGAACGCCGGUGUACAGCUGGGCGCUGCCCACGUCGCCCUUGCCGGUGCCGCUGGCGCCGUCAUCGCCGCUUUCCUGUAA
Thyridium curvatum is the source of this 351-nucleotide messenger RNA. RefSeq lists its product as uncharacterized. The coding region runs from base 1 to 351 and encodes 116 amino acids. The record is from RefSeq and is a predicted model, not a curated record. NCBI's taxonomy places the organism in Eukaryota, Fungi, Ascomycota, Sordariomycetes, Thyridiales, Thyridiaceae. The transcript has a single exon.